Tripterygium wilfordii is the source of this 597-nucleotide messenger RNA. RefSeq names its product cytochrome c oxidase copper chaperone 2-like. Gene Ontology annotation, molecular function: copper chaperone activity; copper ion binding. The transcript is spliced from 2 exons. The record is from RefSeq and is a predicted model, not a curated record. Gene Ontology annotation, cellular component: mitochondrial intermembrane space. The coding region runs from base 119 to 355 and encodes 78 amino acids. Lineage: Eukaryota; Viridiplantae; Streptophyta; Magnoliopsida; Celastrales; Celastraceae.
UCUCUCUGCUCUGCUACGAAAACCCCCCAGUCAGCGUUACUUGAACGCGGCGGCUGAGUCCCAAUUCUCUAUCGGAGUCCUUCGCUUCAGGAACUUUUUCUCCCCAAGGGACCUUAAGAUGGCUGGAAUUUCUUUGCAAACUAAUCCUACCUCAGUUUCAGGGCCAGCUCAGACCCAAGGAUCGGUGAUGUCUCCACCUGGCCCAGAGUCAAAGCCAAAAAAGAAAAUUUGUUGUGCUUGCCCCGACACUAAGAAGGUUAGAGACGAAUGCAUUGUUGAGCAUGGGGAAGCUGCUUGUGAAAAAUGGAUUGAGGCUCAUCGUAAGUGCCUCCGUGCUGAGGGUUUUAAUGUAUGAGGUUUUAGUAUAGUUCAGCUGAUAGAACCAGUUUGAUCAACAGGUUUUGACAAUUUGAUAUACAUGAUUACAUUAGAAUCAAAAAUAAAAUGAGGGAGGGAAAAUUUUCUUUCCUGCCAUUUGUAUUCAUUUAGUUGCUGUAUUUUCUUGACUUUUGGAAGUAUUAACUUCUGUAUCACGGAAAAACAGUUGAAUGGAAACAACGUUGAGGUGGAAUAAAAUUUUUGGUACUGGUUUCUGUA